Molecule: messenger RNA, 1569 nt
Organism: Trichobilharzia szidati
Lineage: Eukaryota; Metazoa; Platyhelminthes; Trematoda; Strigeidida; Schistosomatidae
Source: the annotation of a GenBank genome assembly
AUGGAUAUGUCUAAUCCUCUUACUUGUGUUAUGGAUUUGAUGCGGCGCCUACCACCUCAAAAGAUUGAUCAUACUUUAAUGGACAUUAUCUCUCUUACACCAGAGCAUUGUGAAGAUAUAUUGAGUUCAGUAGAUCAGCCUUUAAAAAUUGCAAGAGAUGUGCAUGCAGAUCGAGAUUACUUACUGUGCGAUUAUAAUAGAGAUGGUGAUUCUUAUCGAUCGCCUUGGUCAAAUACCUAUGAUCCUCCUCUAGAAGACGGAGCUGUGCCAAGCGAGAGUCUUCGUAAACGCGAAAUCGAAAUCAAUACGGCUUUUGAUCAGUACAGAGAAAUGUAUUACGAAGGUGGAAUAUCUUCAGUUUAUCUAUGGGAUAUGGAUCAUGGAUUUGCUGGGGUUAUCCUGAUCAAAAAAGCUGGUGAUGCCAAACUAGCCAGUGGUUGUUGGGAUUCAAUUCAUGUCAUUGAUGUUGUCGAAAGACCGUCUGCUAAAAUAUCCAUUUAUAAACUUACAAGCACGGUCAUGUUAUGGCUUCAAACUCAGCGAGAAGCAGCUGGAUAUUUCAACUUAGGUGGUAGUUUAACAAGAUUUUGUGAGCGUGAACUUCCUUUGGGGGAUGCAGGUGUUCCAAUAACUACAUCUCAUAUCGUUAAUAUCGGACGUAUGGUAGAGGAUGUUGAGAAUUCAAUUCGUUCAACUUUGAAUGAAGUAUACUUUGGUACUACAAAAAAUAUCGUCGACUCAUUACGUUCUAUUGUACCUGCUUCAGAAGAGGAGAAACGUCGACGUCUAGUUCAAGAAGUUCAUACAGCCUUACAAAAUAAGUCUCAACUAUAAAUUCAAUCUCGUUACACCAUCAAUUUUUAGCUGUAAUAAUAAUAAUAAUAAUCAGUAACUUGAUGAUUUUUCUCACUUUAUUAUCUUAUAUAACUGGAAUGUGGUAUAUAUUUUUUUUCAAAAGUUACUGUUUUUACUCCUUUUUUACCUGGUUGCUGUUGUUGUUGUUGUCCCUUACUCUCUGCGUCGUGUGUACGACAAAAGGGUGCAUAAAUUUCGAAAUGUUUGGAGCUCCAUCUUUUACCAUAUAUAUAUUCUUAAGCAUAUCAUUCCGCUUUACAGCAUUAUUCAAAGUUGUAAUGACAAUAAACCAACAGCACACUAUCACACUAAAAUAUGCUUUUCAUAAUUUAAUAUAAGCAUAGUUUAACUGUGCUAAUAAGAAUCACCGCCGUGUAUGUAUUACCUGUCAGUGAUGUUUUUUCCUGUCUAAAGAUUUGUCAAUAAAUUUCUUACAUUUGGAAGGGCAUAAAACAUUAGCAGCAUUGAUCAAGUUUCUGCUCAGUCAAUUUUCCGUAUCUAAUACUUUCUUUGAUUUUGCUACCUUCAAUUGUAUCAGCCUACAUUAUUUCUAUUACUUACUACUACUAUUAUUAUUAUGGAUGUUGCUGCUGAAGGUGGUAUAUUUCAGGAGUUUUAGAUGCAAUAUUUUGAAUAAAACUGAUUUUUUAAAAUUGUUAUUGUAUUUUUAGUGCAGAAAAUGUUUGUUUUUUUAAAUUAGUACAAUGUUUGGGC